Molecule: messenger RNA, 3131 nt
Organism: Sapajus apella (tufted capuchin)
Lineage: Eukaryota; Metazoa; Chordata; Mammalia; Primates; Cebidae
Gene: EXT2
Product: exostosin glycosyltransferase 2
Exons: 14
Coding region: 326-2482 (718 amino acids)
Cellular component (GO): membrane
Molecular function (GO): glycosyltransferase activity
Source: RefSeq, a predicted model, not a curated record
ACUGCGGAGCUCGAGCUUCGCGCGCCUGCCUGGGAAAACACUACAGCGGUGCCCUGACUCCUCCUGUCCAGCAGGGGGCGCGGCCCCGGCCGCUCCCGCAUGCGCAGUGCGCUUGGUGUCAGACGCCCCGGAGCCCGGUCGCCUGCCCGGCGCUGGCUGCUGGCUUCCCUAGACUCGGCCGUGGCGGUGGCGGCUGGCGAUUCGGCGCGAUCAGACCCGGGCGGAGGUGCCCCGCGCCACGCGGCAUGAGCCGGUGACCGAGCGCGGGGCCGAACGGGAGGCAGCCGUGGCUGAGGAGUGUGAGGAAGAGGCUGUCUGUGUCAUUAUGUGUGCGUCGGUCAAGUAUAACAUCCGGGGUCCUGCCCUCAUCCCAAGAAUGAAGACCAAGCACCGAAUCUACUACAUCACCCUCUUCUCCAUUGUCCUCCUGGGCCUCAUUGCCACCGGCAUGUUUCAGUUCUGGCCCCAUUCUAUCGAGUCCUCCAAUGACUGGAAUGUAGAGAAGCGCAGCGUCCGUGAUGUGCCGGUGGUCAGGCUGCCGGCCGACAGUCCCAUCCCAGAGCGGGGGGAUCUCAGUUGCAGAAUGCACACGUGCUUUGAUGUCUACCGCUGUGGCUUCAACCCAAAGAACAAAAUCAAGGUGUAUAUCUAUGCUCUGAAAAAGUACGUGGAUGACUUCGGCGUCCCUGUCAGCAACACCAUCUCCCGGGAGUAUAAUGAACUGCUCACAGCCAUCUCAGACAGUGACUACUACACUGAUGACAUCAGCCGGGCCUGCCUGUUUGUGCCCUCCAUCGAUGUGCUUAACCAGAACACACUCCGCAUCAAGGAGACAGCGCAAGCCUUGGCCCAGCUCUCUAGGUGGGAUCGAGGUACAAAUCACCUAUUGUUCAACAUGUUGCCUGGAGGUCCUCCAGAUUAUAACACAGCCCUGGAUGUCCCCAGAGACAGGGCCUUGUUGGCUGGUGGCGGCUUUUCUACGUGGACUUACCGGCAAGGCUACGAUGUCAGCAUUCCUGUCUAUAGUCCACUGUCGGCUGAGGUGGAUCUUCCAGAGAAAGGACCAGGUCCACGGCGAUACUUCCUCCUGUCGUCUCAGGUGGGUCUGCAUCCUGAGUACAGAGAGGACGUAGAAGCCCUCCAGGUCAAACACGGAGAGUCAGUGUUAGUACUCGACAAGUGCACCAACCUCUCAGAGGGCGUCCUUUCUGUUCGUAAGCGCUGCCACAAGCACCAGGUCUUCGAUUACCCACAGGUGCUACAGGAGGCUACUUUCUGUGUAGUCCUUCGUGGAGCUCGGCUGGGCCAGGCAGUAUUGAGUGAUGUGUUACAAGCUGGCUGUGUCCCAGUUGUCAUUGCAGACUCCUAUAUUUUGCCUUUCUCUGAAGUUCUUGACUGGAAGAGAGCAUCUGUGGUUGUACCAGAAGAAAAGAUGUCAGAUGUGUACAGUAUUUUGCAGAGCAUCCCCCAAAGACAGAUUGAAGAAAUGCAGAGACAGGCCCGGUGGUUCUGGGAAGCGUACUUCCAGUCAAUAAAAGCCAUUGCCCUGGCCACCCUGCAGAUUAUCAAUGACCGGAUCUAUCCAUAUGCUGCCAUCUCCUAUGAAGAAUGGAAUGACCCUCCUGCUGUGAAGUGGGGCAGCGUCAGCAAUCCACUCUUCCUCCCACUGAUCCCACCACAGUCUCAAGGGUUCACCGCCAUAGUCCUCACCUACGACCGAGUAGAGAGCCUCUUCCGGGUCAUCACUGAAGUGUCCAAGGUGCCCAGUCUAUCCAAAUUGCUCGUCGUCUGGAAUAAUCAGAAUAAAAACCCUCCAGAAGAUUCUCUCUGGCCCAAAAUCCGGGUUCCACUGAAAGUGGUGAGGACUGCUGAAAACAAGUUAAGUAACCGUUUCUUCCCUUAUGAUGAAAUCGAGACGGAAGCUGUUCUGGCCAUUGAUGAUGAUAUCAUUAUGCUGACCUCUGAUGAGCUGCAAUUUGGUUAUGAGGUCUGGCGGGAAUUUCCUGACCGGUUGGUGGGCUACCCGGGUCGCCUGCAUCUCUGGGAUCAUGAGAUGAAUAAGUGGAAGUAUGAGUCCGAGUGGACGAAUGAAGUGUCCAUGGUGCUUACCGGGGCAGCUUUUUAUCACAAGUAUUUUAAUUACCUGUAUACAUACAAAAUGCCUGGGGAUAUCAAGAACUGGGUAGAUGCCCAUAUGAACUGUGAAGAUAUUGCCAUGAACUUCCUGGUGGCCAACGUCACGGGAAAAGCAGUUAUCAAGGUAACCCCACGAAAGAAAUUCAAGUGUCCUGAGUGCACAGCCAUAGAUGGGCUUUCUCUAGACCAAACACACAUGGUGGAGAGGUCAGAGUGCAUCAACAAGUUUGCUUCGGUCUUCGGGACCAUGCCUCUCAAGGUGGUGGAGCACCGAGCUGACCCUGUCCUGUACAAAGAUGACUUUCCCGAAAAACUGAAGAGCUUCCCCAACAUUGGCAGCUUAUGAAACGUGCCACUGGUGGAGGUGUGAAUGGGAGGCUCGGAUAGGGAGAGAACAAGGCCUGCCAGCACUCCGAUGUCAGAGUAGUGGGUUAAGGGUGGAAGGCUGACCUACUUGGAUCUCGGCACAUACCCACCUAACCCACUUUCUCAAGAACAGAAACCUAGAAGGAAUAUCCAAGGACCUCGAGCUAUGCCACCUCUGUUCUGUAUUUUUUAUGAUCUCCGAUGCGUUCUUCUAAAAAAUGCCAAGUGGAAGCCUUUGCAGCAUGCUCUAGGUUUAAAUCCAGCUGAGGCUCCCUUUGUUUUCAGUUCCUGUAUAACAAUCUAGAAGGAAACUUCACAGGCUGUAAGACUGCUGGAGAAGAGAAACCUGUCAGCCUAUGUUAGGUCUGGGGAAUCAUGUAAAAGGUGCCCGGAAGUCACUUUCAGUUGCUUACAUCAGUGAGUUCUUUGGAGGAAUAGCCAAGCCCAGAAUUUGGUGCAAAACGCAGGCAUCUUGGUGGGAUUUGCUAAAUGCCUUGGGACCCGGAGUGCCGGGACUGUUCACAGGAAGAGCACCAGCUGCUAAGUCAGGCUCCUGUCAGUUCCAUGAACUGUUCCUCUUUGGUUUGGCUUUUUGAUAUAAUUAAAAUCAUUUUUUAUUCCUUUUUCUA